Mytilus californianus (California mussel) is the source of this 1522-nucleotide messenger RNA. RefSeq lists its product as uncharacterized. Lineage: Eukaryota; Metazoa; Mollusca; Bivalvia; Mytilida; Mytilidae. The record is from RefSeq and is a predicted model, not a curated record. Bases 218 to 1180 code for a protein of 320 amino acids. The transcript has 8 exons.
UUUUCCUACAUCGGAGGUACUUAUAGAGACAUAUGAAUGGCAAGAUAAUGAGGUUGGCAACAAACCUAUAAAUGUUGAUGACUCAAUUCAGCUCUUAAAAGUCAGUAUCAAAGGAGGUUCAGACGAAACCGAUAUUGACCUCUACCAAAAUGGUACUGCCAUCACAUUUCCCUCAACAGGAUCUUCCAGGAUAAUAACAAGUACUGAUGAGGUUAUUAUGUCCAUACAGAACCUAACACCUGGAACUUAUUUCCUACACAAAAAUAGAAAUCACAGAUAUUUCAUAAACAUAACAGCACAAAGUUCGAUCAAGGUGGUGGACGGAAUGUAUCAGAAAUCAGCCAGUGGGUCGCUUGUCACCCUAAAAGGGUCUCCAGUAUCAGGAAAUAAUUACACCUACUUCGUGGUGGUAUUCAAUAUGGUAAACAGUACGUGUGACCACCUGUACAUGGUUAAUUUGUCUGGAUAUAUUAUGGAAACAUACACACCGGAUAGCAGAUCUUCAGAAUAUGACAUGCUUUGCUCAACAGAUAUAAUUAUUCCUGACUAUGCUUUCCAAAUGAAGAUAAACGUCUCUGAUGUUUUAAGGGAUCCUGUGAUCAGAACAACAAGACCAGUAUAUAGACCGACAAAUGUAGAACUAAACGUUAUAGCCUCUUCUGACGAUAUUCCAAUAGGUAAUGAACGAGUUGUAACAUAUGAAGUUAUAAACACUGGUGCAAAUAUUGAUACUUACAUUGUACAGAUAUCGGAUGACCAUUCGUAUGUUUUGGCUCCAGAUUCAAUGAAUCAUACGCUACGUCCUGGCGAAAAGACUGAUGGAAAUUUUACCCUUCUACCAAACUCUACAAUUGGAAUGUUUAAAUAUACGGUUGCAGUAUUUGUAAACAGUUCUGAGGAAGUCAAACAGACAAUAUCAAGAACACUUGUAGUAACCGACAUACAAAGACCUAACUGUCAUGUUAUUAUGACAAGUGGUCAAUGUAGCCUACCAGCACUCAAUACUGCGAACUGUUCUAAAUAUACUUGGAGUGCAAAAGCAGAAGUGACUUUUAAAGGAACACAGCUUGAAACCAUAUCAUCGACCAUUGGCAACAAUAGCAUGUUGCAAUAUACUAAUAUAACUGAUAGUAUGGAAGGCCCAGUGGCGGUCAACAUAAGGUUUGAGUUUGAUACAUAAAUGCCAAUUUGAUACACUUGGAUUGAGAGUUGUCUCAUUGGCACUCAUACCACAUCUUCUUAUAUCUAAUGAUUAAGAAAUAUAGCAAUAAUGACUCUUGGUAGACAUUAAUGAGGUAGAUGCUAAGUUAACAAUAUGUAUACAGUUUCAGGUCAUAUACAAUAUUGCGCGUAAAAGUCAUCUGAAAAGUUAAAACGAGUUUGGAAGUAACUGAAUUAAAUUUGAAUAUAGCAAUCCAAAAUACAGUAAACUUCUUUAAACGCCUUCGUAUUUCUAUGGUAGUAGCAUUUUUAGAUAUUGCAAACAAACUUAUCGGUUAUAUAUAAUGAUGGUUUAUAAAUU